ACGGGGUAAGGCGCGGCCCCGCGGCUGUGCGUGCGCGCUCCCGGCCCCCCCCGCCUUCCCCUCUCUCUGUGUCCCUCUCUCUCCCUCUCUCCGCCGCGCUCGGCCCGCUCUGCCCCCCCUUUGUGCGCGCUCCGAGCCGCCCCCGCAUCGCCGACUCGCCAUGGCCGACGAGAAGCCCAAGGAAGGAGUGAAGACUGAAAACAAUGACCACAUUAAUCUGAAGGUGGCAGGGCAAGAUGGGUCUGUGGUGCAGUUUAAGAUUAAGAGGCACACACCACUUAGUAAACUAAUGAAAGCCUAUUGUGAACGACAGGGGUUGUCAAUGAGGCAAAUCAGAUUCCGGUUCGAUGGGCAGCCAAUUAAUGAAACAGACACACCUGCACAGUUGGAAAUGGAGGAUGAAGAUACAAUUGAUGUGUUCCAGCAGCAAACAGGAGGAGUUUACUAAAACAAACACACAAAAAAAGAACCUGCUACUUUCCUCUCCAGAACUGUGCUCCCACAGGCGACACUUCACAAUUAGAAAAAUGAGACUUGGUUCAGCCACAUCCUGACUACUGCAGUAUAGUUUUCUCUCUUCUCUCUGAUUUUUUUCUUAUUCCUUUUAUUGUACAUAAAGUAACUGGUGAUGUGCACAGGCAUAAUGCAUUUUUUUUUUUUAACUAAAUGGCCAAUGGUAUGUUUUGAUCAGCAUUUAAUGGAGAUGGGGUGGGAAAACAAACUGGUUCUGUGAAAAUGCCCCUCUCUCCGUUAGUGGCAUGCUUCUUCUACUUUUACAGAAUCACAGAAUAAGCCGAGUUAUCUUUAUAUUCCAGUAAGUUAUUUUGCUCUCACUGUUAAAAAACAAAAACCUUGCAUACCUUGUUUGAUUGGAUAAUUUCAAUGUUUUUCUUUUAUCAUUGUAAAACCAAGGGCAAUUUUAUAACUUUUUUGUACGUAGCUGUUACAUGUAGAGCAAUCUCUGUCUAAGUAGGGGUAAAUUACUCUUUAAAAAAAAAAAAGGAAAAAAAAGUCCUAGAUAGUUUUCCCUUCAAGUAAAACGUCUUGUUGUUUAAAUAAACUUCUUGUUUAAAAUAA
Haemorhous mexicanus (house finch) is the source of this 1077-nucleotide messenger RNA. RefSeq names its product small ubiquitin like modifier 2 (gene SUMO2). Gene Ontology annotation, cellular component: nucleus. The coding region runs from base 161 to 448 and encodes 95 amino acids. Gene Ontology annotation, biological process: protein sumoylation. Gene Ontology annotation, molecular function: protein tag activity; ubiquitin-like protein ligase binding. Lineage: Eukaryota; Metazoa; Chordata; Aves; Passeriformes; Fringillidae. The record is from RefSeq and is a predicted model, not a curated record. The transcript has 4 exons.